ACAGCAUUUCAGGACUUAUUUGCUUGCCUAAGAGUUUUAUAGAGAGCUUGAGAGCAGUUCAGAAGGUGGAGAUUAAAAAAUGCCUGGAGCUUACUUGUUUAUGGGAGGAAGGUACCGAGAUAGAAAACCUUGCUCGUCUUGAGAUAAUGAACAUAGAGAGCUGUCCUCUACUUGUUUCAUUAACGGGGAAAGAACAGGGCCUUCUUCGUUUCAAUCUUAAACGUUUCACCCUCUCAAGCUGCAAGGCUCUAGAGUCAUUGACUGAUGCGAUGAUGAUGGAGGUAGAUGGAAGCAGUAGCAGCAACAACAUGUUGAGACUUGAAUCAUUAAGCAUCUACAAUUGUGAUUCUCUCAAGUCUUUACCCAAUACCACGGUUAAACACUCCACAAUUAAUAGAUGUGUCAAUUUUGAGUCUUUACCCAACACCACGGUUAAACACUCGACAAUUAAUAGAUGUGUCAAUUUUGAGUCUUUACCCAACACCACGGUUAAACACUCGACAAUUAAUAGAUGUGUCAAUUUUGAGUCUUUACCAGAUGGAGUAUUAUUGCAAGAUGAUGGUGACAGCAAUAGCAAUCUUGUAUCUUUGACAAUAGAUGGACUUCCAUCUCUAAAUUCUGUUGAGAGUGGUAAUCUGCCAGCUUCUCUCAAGGAAUUUAUUGUUUAUAAUGGCAAGAGGUUGGAAUCAUUUCCAGAGAGGCUGCUGCAACAUUGUAGGGGACUUGAAUCCAUUCGAAUUGGGGAUUGUGAAGUAUUGAGAAGCUUAUCACUUGAUGGCCUCAGCAAUCUUCGUGAUUUGGGGAUUAGCAAGUGUGCACUUUUAGAAUUCUUCCCAGAGAUGGGCCUCUCCUUGCCCAAUCUUAGAUCUUUGAGCAUUGAAGAUUGUCCACGGUUGGAGCGCAUUCCAGAUGCGGGUUUGCCCUUAAACUUAACAGCGCUUGAAUUAAAAAAUUGUCAGAAUCUCAACUCCCUACCAAAUACAAUGAAUGAGCUUACAUCGAUUCGGAACCUGAGGAUAAAUGAUUGUCCAGGCAUCAAAUCCAUUUCAAAUUGGGGUUUUCCCCCAAACUUAACAGAUCUUGACUUAGACGGUGAGCAUCUGAAGCAGCUGGCAGUGGGACGGGGCCUCCGCAAUCUUACCUCUCUUCAUGGCUUUAACACGUGUCAUCCUCCGGAUAUUGUGCUUCCUUCUUCUUUAACAUCUCUCUGGAUGCAUAAAGCAAAGAAUCUGAAAUCCAUACCUAGUGGGCUCUUCGAAAACCUCAACUCUCUUCAAUUUUUAGGGAUUUAUUGGUGCCCAAAACUACGGUCCUUGCCGAGGAAAGGCCUGCCACCGUCGCUUGUACUUCUCUACAUCGUUGGGUGUCCGCUUCUAAAACGACAACGCUUUGAGGAGAAAGGAGAAUAUUGGUUUCUCACCCGUACCAUCCCUUACGUCGAAAUAGAUACAAACAAGGAUAGCUUCCUCUUCUUCUUCUUCUAAUUGUUGGAAGCUAACUUUUCUUACACAUAUUCAUCAGCUAUAACCACCAAAGCCAAUUGUAAGUUAAGUGAAAUUUGGAAUGAAGCUACAGACUUAUUAUUGAGAUUGUUGGAAAGUGAAUUUGAGUGUUUUGCACUAGGCAUUAAGGAUGGUUUCCUUG
This is a messenger RNA of Rubroshorea leprosula, 1644 nucleotides long. NCBI's taxonomy places the organism in Eukaryota, Viridiplantae, Streptophyta, Magnoliopsida, Malvales, Dipterocarpaceae. The record is from the annotation of a GenBank genome assembly.